Colius striatus (speckled mousebird) is the source of this 5394-nucleotide messenger RNA. It is a transcript of the gene FRMPD2, whose product is annotated as FERM and PDZ domain containing 2. The transcript has 39 exons. The coding region runs from base 1 to 5394 and encodes 1797 amino acids. Lineage: Eukaryota; Metazoa; Chordata; Aves; Coliiformes; Coliidae. Gene Ontology annotation, molecular function: protein binding. The record is from RefSeq and is a predicted model, not a curated record. Gene Ontology annotation, cellular component: cytoskeleton.
AUGGCCAACGCCAGCCCUCAGGAAGCUCAAUUCAGCAAAGAUAGUAGGAUGAUGUGGAAAAUAGAGGACUUGUCCUUGGUGGAUAAGAAAGAGGUUAAAGACUUGUUGGCCAAGCUUAAGAUGAUGGGACCAGAUGGGAUGCACCUAUAUGUAGACCUGGAGCAUCUCUGCCUAGGAAGCAUGAACAGUUCCUGUGUGACACUGGCCGAGGUCCUGUGGGCAAAAGGAAGACCUUUGGAGGAAGAAGAAAUAUGGGCACUCAUGUACUUGACCACAGAGCAGCUUCUGGAGGACCUUCACAAAGACCCCGCCAUCUGUGUGAUAUGUCCAUGGUCGGUACUACUGUCUGCUGAAGGAAAUUUGUCCUUCCUAAAUAAUUCAUCUCAGAUGGAAGCUGUCCCUUUCAGUGCACCAGAAUUGCUCCACAAACAAAGUAAAAACGAACGCAUCAGUCUCUCAAAGAUGUUGGUGUAUUCCUUAGGAAUGACUCUCUAUUGGUCAGCAGACUACCAGGUUCCUCCAAAUCAGUCCCUCCAGCUGAGUGACCAACUACACACACUCUUGCUGACACUAUGUGAAGAUCUGCCACAUAAAAGACUGUCUCCUGAAUCAAUUCUGGAGGCAUGUGAGGCACAUCAGAAGGAGUCUGCUUCCUUACCAGCAAAAGUCUACAUAAAGAAAAUGGUCCAGUUUGCUGUGGGAAGUGACAAUGAGGUAGAGCAGGUAGUCAUUGAAGACAGCCCAGACUUUCAGCUUAACAGAAGUCAUGUCUUAAGGAAAAGACUGCAUGAGAAAAUAUCGGACACCUCACCACUGUCCUCCCAGAUGAAUUUUCACCAAGAUAAAUGGUCCAGAUUAAUGAAUUAUAGUCAGUCAACAGAAGAUUAUAGACAACUCUCUGCGGACUACAGUGACUCUAACAGUAUUUCGGAAAGUACAUCUUUGAUACUGUCUAACCAAGGACAUAGGAGAGAGAGAGUUCCACAAACACACCAGUCACGGGACCCCACCCUUAGUGGAUCAAGGACACAAAGUAGCUACAAGCUCUUCACAAACAGGUCAGCCAGUGCUGUAGAAGAAAUCCCUGCUGGAACUCAGAAGAACAGUAGACAAAACCUGCUAAGUUUAGAUUCCACAUUCUCUGUAUCUACAAAGGACUACACAGCAGCUGCUACAUCACAGAAAUGUUUGUUCCACAGGAAGGAAAAGUUUUCAGGUCCAGAAUUUAUUAUUUUGUCUAGUGAACCACCAGUGAGCUUACAGCUGCCUGGAUCAAUUGUGACUAAAAAAGGGAAAUCCUAUUUGUCCCAAAGAGAUCUCAACGUGAUUCUACUCAACGGGCAGUGCCUUGAGGUGCAAUGUGAUAUCAAGUCCAAGGCAAGAGAUGUUUUCAAUACCGUGUUGGCGUAUGCAAACUUGGUGGAACAUUUCUACUUUGGCUUGGCUUAUCUGAAAGGAAAAGAAUUCUUCUUUUUGGAUGAGGAGACCAAACUCUACAAAGUGGCUCCAGAUGGCUGGAAUGACCAGUCCAAGAAGAAAACCUCCAUCAUUAAUUUCACACUCUUUCUAAGGAUAAAAUUCUUUGUCAAUCACUUCAAUGUUAUCCAGCAUGGCUUGACAAGGCACCAGUUUUACCUGCAGCUUCGUAAAGAUAUUUUGGAGGAGCGAUUAUAUUGCAAUGAUGAAACUGCCCUGAAACUCGGUGCUUUGGCUUUACAAGCAGAGCUUGGCAACUAUGCUUCUGAGAUGCAUGGAAAGAGCUAUUUUCGUGUUGAAGACUACAUUCCAGCGAGCAGAAUACAGAAAAUGACCUUGGCAUACAUACAGCGAGAGCUUGCUAAACUACAUCGUAUGAAUCGCUCCCUGUUUGAGGAUGAAGCUGAACUAGAAUUUUUAAAGGUGACUCAGCAGCUUCCUGAAUAUGGAGUAUUGUUCUAUCAUGUGUCUCAAGAGAAGAAAGGAGCAGGAGGGGACAUCAUCCUGGGAAUCUGUGCCAAAGGCAUCAUUGUAUAUGAGGUCAAAAAUUGCACAAGAAUUGCCAGUUUAAGAUUCCAGUGGCGUGAAACAGAGAGAAUUUCAGCUCAUAAAAAAAAAUUCAUGAUUGAAAGCAGCUUCAGUGGCAAGAAACACACCUUCAUUACUGAUACAGCAAAGACAUGUAAAUAUCUACUGGACCUCUGCUCUGCCCAACACAAAUUCAACGCACAGAUGAAUUCUAGACAACUUCAUCAAGCUUCAUCAGAGGAAAGUAAAUUUGUGGAAAUAGGCAAAUCAAAUUCUGCAUAUGCAGCUCAGCAGGAACACCUUGCCCUGAUUCAGAGACUGUCUCGUUCAGAGAAUCUGCUCUAUGGAGCAAAUCUGGAAAACCUUUCUGCUGGGAUGUUGAGCAAAUCUUGUGAUAACCUCAGUGCAGAAACCAACAAAAGGACUAGAGACAAAAGCAACCUUGGCAGAUCCACAUCGGGGCUAUCCCAGUCAGAAAUGCACAUUAAUUUCAAUGGAAAGCAAAGGAGUUAUGACUACCUCUCUAUCCGUUCAACUCAGAACACAAUCAGUGCACCUGGAUCACCAGCCAUCCAAAAGGAGGCUUCACUAAGUGGUCUAGAAAGAGAAAUCAUUUGUGUCAGCCUAAAACGUGACGCUAAGAAUGGAUUUGGUUUUGUAAUUAUUGGAGGAGAAAAUGUAGGAAAAUUAGACCUUGGUAUCUUUAUCGCUUCAAUUAUACCUGGUGGACCUGCAGACAGAGCUGGAAAUAUCAAACCAGGAGGACGACUCAUCUCUGUGAAUAAUAUUAGUCUCGAGGGCGUUUCAUUUAAUACUGCAGUUAAAAUCAUACAGAAUUCUCCUGAUGAAGUAGAGCUCAUCAUCUCGCAACCCAAAGACAUGUAUGAAGAAAGAUUAAAUGAAGAAAAGAAUCUAUCAAGAGGAAACAGCAGUAGUGGAUCCGAGAUCUCUUUCGCAGACAGUGGGAGAAAAAAAAAUCAUGAUUAUCACACAGCUUGCCCCAGAGAACAGGAUAUAAGUGUAGAUGAACUUGAGAAGGCUCUUUCUUGGAGUUUGGCACCAAAAUUGGGCCCUAGGAUUCCAGUUCCUUCAGCUGAUAUCCUGGAUGUGGAGGAACCCGAUUCUUCGCACUUAUCAUCUCCAUCUGAAUCUAACUCAAAGGAAAUUUAUACUGUGGAGCUUGUUAAAGAAGAUGGAACUUUUGGAAUCAGUGUGACUGGUGGAAUUAAUACUAGUGUGCGUCAUGGUGGGAUAUACGUGAAGUCAAUUAUUCCCAUGGGACCAGCAGAUAAGGACGGACAAAUAAAGAUAGGUGAUCGACUGCUGGAAGUAGAUGGCAUCAGCCUCUGUGGCAUCACCCACAAACAAGCUGUGGAACACCUUAAGAAAUCUGGCCAGAUUGCCAAGCUGGUUUUAGAAAGGGGAAACUACCAAUUGGCAGAGCCACGCCUGACUGCUAAUGACAGAAAGGAGGACCAAAGUGCAGUUUCUGUGGCAACAUCCUUCACAGAUGGUACCAAAGACUGCUGUUUUGUGACAGAUGAUAACACAUUUGAAGUCAAAUUGACAAAGAAUUCUGGAGGCCUUGGCUUCAGUGUUCUGCAAACAGAAGCAGAUGCUUGUGAACAUCUUGGAGGAGGUAUUGUCAGGAUCAAAAGAUUGUUUCCAGGGCAGCCAGCUGAAGAAAAUGGUGAAAUUGAAGUCGGAGACAUCAUUUUAGCUGUGAAUGGGAAACAUAUUCAAGGACUUUUGUAUCAGGAUGUCCUGCACUUGUUAAGAGGAGCUCCUCCAGAAGUCACACUACAACUUUGCAGACCACCAAAAGGUGUUCUUCCAGUAAUAGAGCAGAGUCCCCUGACACUAGCACCAUCUCCAAUUAAGGAGUUUGUGGCAGAAAUGCCAGGCAAUACAGAGGCAGGAAAUAGUAUGGAUCAGUCUACCAGUGAUGGAGGUAGCACCUCUCCAGACCUUGAAGACUGCUUGGAUUCUCGAGUGGCAGCAGAUUUCAGUGAGCCUUCUGAAGAGGAUAGCUCAGUUUAUGAAGAGCAGCAAGAUGAGUUUCAAGAAAAGCCCAUACAGAAACUCAUGACUGCUAGAGAAAGACUCCUUUGGAAAUUUCAUGAAGAAGCUGCCAGUUCUGAAGCCUUCCACUCCCUAGAAGAAGAAAUGAAGCAGAACUGCUACUCACCAAGUGAAUUUGGACAGGCCAAAAGCCACAUAUUUAAUAAGAAUGAUGAUGACCUAUCAAAACCAAAAUAUAUGCCUGAAACUCUCACCCCUAUUGAUGAAGAGUAUCUCACUGUCAGCUCAAUGUCUGUGACCUCAUUUUCACGUGGAGGAAGCCCUGCAACACUAUCUGCAGCUAUGGUGACCCCACAACCACGUGUUUGUGGUCCAAUCCCAGCAUCCCUGCCUGCUAGAGAGAAGCAUGACAGUGACAAUGAAUGGGAAGACCUGGAGGAAGUAGAGGAAGAAAAAGAAGAAAAAGAAGAAUGCACUAGGGAAAUGAAGGUCUUUGUAAAUUUGACAAAGUCAGAGAACAAUGGUUAUGGAUUCUCUGUAGUUCUUAACAAAGUAGAUGCCUGCCUUUAUGUUGACGAAAUCUUGAAUGAGCCUGCCUUGUCUGAUGGAAGACUAAAAAGAGGGGACAGAAUUAUUAUGGUGAAUGGAAUCGAUGUCACAUCUUUACCAUGCAAUGAAGCCCUGACUUUACUGCAAAGCUCUCCUCAUGAUCUGCACCUUGUGGUUGGUCGUGCUGACAGUGAUCCACAUCCCUCUGUUAGGCCAGAUGAGAUUCCCGAGAUUACUCUCACAAAAGGUGCCAAUGGACAGCUAGGCUUGAAGUUGACAGGAGGAGCUGGAAGCAAGUUACAAGGUAUUUAUGUGCUAGAGAUAGUGCCUGGCUCACCUGCCAGUGUGGAAGGCAGUUUGCAGCCACAAGAUCAGAUUGUUUACAUCUGUGGACUGUGGACAGAGGGCAUUAGCCUGGAUGAUGCAGUGAGAGUGUGUGAAGCUGCCACCCAGAAUGUCCAAAUCAAAGCCACAAGAAAUGGCAAUCCAGUGGUUCCUAUAGAGCAGGAAAAUAGGCCACCUGCUGAGACAGAGAAUGCCAAUAUUUAUUUCUCAAAUGAAAACUUGAAUUCCCAAGAACAGCAUCUACUGCAUCAACAUGAGAAACGUUUGGAGGAAACAAAUUGUGAUACUCAGCAAAAUACUCCUGAUUCUCCAGAAUGUAAGGAUUUCAUUAUUAAGAUUGAACUGGAGAAAGCAGAAAAUGGAAGCCUAGGAUUUGCACUGGUAGGUGGAAGAAAUGGCAGGGCUAUCCUAAUAAAAGCUAUCAGCCCAGACAGCGUUGCAGACCUAGAUGGAAGGCUUCAAGUUGGUGAAUGA